AUGAGUAAAUUACGCAUUGCAAUUAUUGGUGCUGGUCCAUGCGGUCUUUCACAAUUGUUAGCAUUUAAACAAGCUGAACAAGAACAACGAGUUGAACUUGUCUGUUUCGAAAAACAAUCCGAUUGGGGUGGUUUAUGGAUUUAUACAUCUCAAAUAGGCAUAGAUGUUCAUGGUGAACCAAUUCAUUCGAGCAUGUAUCGACAACUUUGGGCUAACAAUCCGAAAGAAUCGAUUGAAUUUGCUGACUAUACAUUCUAUGAUCAUUUUGGUUGCUUUCUUCCAUCAUACUUGCCGCGUGCUUUCAUCUACGAUUAUUUAACUGGUAGAGCUAAAGUUAACAAUCUUCGACAAUUCAUUCGUUUUAAUACCGCUGUUCGUCAUGUUGAUUUUAAUGAUGAAAAAAAGGAAUUUAACGUUGACGUUGAAGAUCUGAAUACUGGUUCGAUAGAAUGUAUAAAUUUUGAUCGUGUUAUUGUAGCAACUGGUCAUUAUCACAUGCCAAACAUGACCAAUAUCGAUGGAGUGGAUCGAUUUCCAGGUCGAGUCCUUCAUUCACAUGAAUUUCGUGGUGCGGAUGAAUUUGUAGGUCUUAAUUUGUUAAUUAUUGGUAGUAGCUUUUCCGGAGUCGAUAUUGCUUUACAAUGUUAUAAAUUCGGUGCUCGAUCAGUAACAAUCAGUUCUCGACGAGAACCUAUUGGUUUUAAAUGGCCAGCUGGAAUAAAAGAUGCACCCAUGGUCGUUCGCAUCGAAGGUCGAACAGCUCAUUUUAAAGAUGGUUCAAGUCUUGAAAAUAUCAAUGCUAUUAUCUUUUGUACUGGCUAUCGUCAUUCUUAUCCGUUCAUGGCCAAACGAUUUCAGUUACAUAGUGGUAUAACUGAAUUUGUUCCAUCGAAUCUCUACAAAAGUAUCUUUUGGAUUGAUCAACCAUAUCUUGCUUAUUUAGGCACUCCGAGACAAUUUUUCUCAUUUCCUUUGUUUGAUUUGCAAGCAGCACUUGUACGAGAUGUUUUUCUUGGUCAUAUUAAAUUACCCGAGCAAGUUCAAUGGCAAGCCGAUGUGAAUAAAUGGCAAACACGAGAAAAAUCUAUAGGACCUACCGAUUUCUUUGCUAUGCUCGAUUUGCAAACUGAUUAUAUGCGAGAUAUGUUCGAUUUACUACGUACAUAUGAUGGUAAUCAAUCUUUAUCAAAGCCCAAUUUUGAUAAAGCUAAUCAUAUGAUGAAAAAAUUUUUGGAAAGGUUUUUGGCCGAUACAGUCCAUUAUCGUGAUAUAUCUUUUGAGUCCAUUGUCGAUACAAAAAAUAAAAAAAUCGUCCAAAUUUCCAAACCAUGGAUUGAGAAUAUGGAUGAUUCAAUGGAAAAUUUACUAAGUGAUUAUCGAAAGAAAUUAUAA
Molecule: messenger RNA, 1392 nt
Organism: Rotaria sp. Silwood1
Lineage: Eukaryota; Metazoa; Rotifera; Eurotatoria; Philodinida; Philodinidae
Source: the annotation of a GenBank genome assembly